Clunio marinus is the source of this 675-nucleotide messenger RNA. The record is from the annotation of a GenBank genome assembly. NCBI's taxonomy places the organism in Eukaryota, Metazoa, Arthropoda, Insecta, Diptera, Chironomidae.
AUGAACACUGAAGGGACUCCUUUUGAAGACUUCAUCAAAUCACGACAACUUUUAGACGCAAAAUAUCCUAUUGAACAUACUGCUGACGUUCUCAGAGUUCUCUUGCUUUGGAAGUUUGGUGGGACUUACACAGAUACAGACACCAUUACAAGAUUACCUUUUGAUACUUUGGAACCUAAUUUUGCUUGUCAAGAAAAUGAAAAAUAUGUUGUAAAUGGAGUUUGGAACAUGGAAAGUGCUGACAGAAGUCCUCUCGCUACACUUUUUGCAGAACAUUUAACAAAGAACUACGAUGCAACAACAUGGGCUAAAAACGGUCCAGGGUUGGUAACAGCGGUAGUUUCAAAACUCUGUGGAACUGAAAGUGUUACGCAAAUGAUUGCUAAGAAAGAAUGCGAGGGCUUUCACGUGUUACCUCGAAAAGUAUGCUAUCCAAUACUGUAUGAUGAAAAAAGUAAACUAUUCAACAGUUCUAAUGCUGAUGAAAUAAUGACAAGAGUAAAUGAAUCUGUCAGUGUUCACUUCUGGAAUAAACAUACGAAAAAUGUUAAAAUUGAACGAACUGAAGAAUCUGCUUGCAUUCGACUUGCCAAACAAUUUUGUCCAAAAACAAUUGUAUUCCUUACUUUCACUUAUAUUGGAGGAGACCUUUUUGCUUAUAUUUCUUAUUCAUAA